UGUGUGUGUAAGGCAUACUGUAGGUUCACAGCGACAGGGAGUACUUAAAUAUUAAACGCUUUGGAGAGGUACACCAUUGUUUGCCCUCCAUUUCAGAGAGGCAGUUGUGGUUGGUUGGGAGCAAAUGGCAACAAAGGCAGAGCUGCUGGGACUUCAGUGACAGCGAGAGAGGGAGUGCAGUCAGGUGUAAAACCGUUUGACAAAGGACGUGAACCAUGGAGAAACCAAGACAGAACUGACUGUAAAAUGUUAGUAGACAUUGGACUUUUGGUACAUUAAACAUGGAUGGAACUGUGAGUGGGACAUCAGAUCUUCAAGAGACCGGGGAUCUAGAAAAUAAACCUGGAGAGGAAGAGGACAGGAUCUCGGAUGUUGUCGUGUCUGAAGCUCCUGUCGAGGGAGAUGUGGAGACGGGGCCACAGAACUCCAGGGACAGUCGCAAACUGGACUGCAUCGUCUGCUACAGUGUGUAUAACUUGGGAGAGCGACUACCUCGGAAACUCUACUGUGGUCACACUUUUUGCCAGGCUUGUCUAAAGCGGCUGGACACCGUCAUCAAUGAGCAGGUGUGGAUCCCCUGCCCACAGUGCAGGCAGAACACUCCCCUUCCUCGAGGGGGCGCAACCGGACUCGACCUAGACCUGGCAGCAUUUCUGGGUGUUAAAGCCGAGGUUGAAAACCAGCGAAUCUACAGCCAGAAAGCACCGCUGGAAACCAAGAAUUCUUUUAUAAAACAGCCAAUCACAGAUCAGCCUCCCUCAGCCUGGGCCAAUGUGGCAACAGCCGAACGUCGUUUCCAUAGGAGCCCAUGCUGUAAGCACUGUCUGCUCUGCUGCUGGUGGUGCUAAUGUUCAUAAACCUGCUGAUAUUACCAUGUCAGACAUUGCAAAAAUAUGGCUUUGACCAGACACAUCUAAUAAUGGAUGUUUGCACUGUUCAAUUGCCGAAAUCUGAAUUUUCUUCACAUAAAUGCCUGGGACAAUAAAACAGGUUGCAUUUGGGUACCCAAA
Misgurnus anguillicaudatus (oriental weatherfish) is the source of this 1010-nucleotide messenger RNA. It is a transcript of the gene rnf224, whose product is annotated as ring finger protein 224. The record is from RefSeq and is a predicted model, not a curated record. Lineage: Eukaryota; Metazoa; Chordata; Actinopteri; Cypriniformes; Cobitidae.